UAUAGAUAGUUAGAUAUAUAUACUAUACAUUCGUUCAUAUUCUUUGAUCUGAUUCAAUUAUUUCUUCAAAUUUUUUUUCAUCAUAACAAAAACUUUGAUCAAAACCAUUUACACAGCAUACAAUAAUUAAGGAGCAACCAUGAAUGACUUGUUCUCCGGCUCCUUCUCCCGCUUCCGCAGCACCGAUCAAGUCUCUCCGGACAACCAACACCAUGUCAUCGAGAUGGGGGCGACCGACGGCAACGUCCACCUCGACAAGUUCUUCGAGGAAGUGGAGGUCGUAAAAGAGGAGCUGAAGGAGUUGGAGAAGCUCCAUGAGAGCCUAAGAGUGUCCCACGAAAGGAGCAAGACCCUUCACAGCGCAGCCGUGAAAGAUCUUAGAGCCAGCAUGGACGCUGACGUGGCAAUAGCACUAAAAAAGGCCAAGCUUGUCAAGGUCCGACUCGAGGCACUGGACAGGUCCAACGCAGCAAGCCGAAGCUUGCCUGGUGCUGGACCUGGGUCUUCCUCGGAUCGGACCAGGACAUCCGUGGUGAGUGGAUUGAGGAAGAAGUUGAAAGAUUCCAUGGACAGCUUCAACAACCUUAGACAACAAAUAUCCUCAGAGUACAGAGAGACCGUACAACGUAGAUACUAUACUGUCACUGGAGAGAAUCCUGAUGAAAAAACCGUUGAUCUUCUCAUCUCUACUGGUGAGAGUGAAACCUUUUUACAAAAAGCAAUUCAGCAACAGGGGAGAGCCACAAUCAUGGACACAAUCCAAGAGAUUCAAGAGAGGCAUGACACAGUUAUGGAGAUAGAGAGGAGCCUCAAUGAGCUUCACCAAGUGUUCUUGGACAUGGCUGUUUUGGUCCAAUCACAAGGUGAGCAAAUAGAUGACAUAGAGAACCACGUGGCGAGAGCUAAUUCGUAUGUCCGCGGCGGGGUCCAGCAACUCCAGGUUGCAAGGAAGCACCAGAAGAAUACCCGGAAGUGGACCUUAAUUGCCAUCAUAAUAUUGAUCAUUAUCAUAUUGAUUAUAGUUCUUCCUAUUGUUUUAAAAAAUUGAUUAUUGCUUGGGUCAUGACUCAUGACAAAUUCAUAGUUAAUGAGAUGCUGAUUGGUGGCUAUGAACAUAUUGGACUAAUUCAAAACCUUAUCAAGAGUCAAGUCAACACCUUCUGCCACAUGACCAUUGCAUUGGAAAAUAAUACCUUGUUUACUAUUAUUUUUUACUAGAACCUACCCUGUUGAAGAUUAGAUUUUUGGUUUGGUUUCUACUUUCUAGAAUCUCAUGGUCAUGGUCCUUUAGAAGAUUCAUGUUGAUGCAUUCUUUUGCAUACAUGUAUUUUUUUGGAAAAUUUUGAAAUUUUCUUCUGCUGUAUCAUAUGUUAUAUAUUGGUGAGUUAAUUGCUUUGCAAUUUGCAGCAUUAAG
This is a messenger RNA of Arachis ipaensis, 1414 nucleotides long. RefSeq names its product syntaxin-121-like. NCBI's taxonomy places the organism in Eukaryota, Viridiplantae, Streptophyta, Magnoliopsida, Fabales, Fabaceae. Gene Ontology annotation, cellular component: endomembrane system; SNARE complex; plasma membrane. Gene Ontology annotation, biological process: intracellular protein transport; vesicle fusion; exocytosis. The record is from RefSeq and is a predicted model, not a curated record. Gene Ontology annotation, molecular function: SNARE binding; SNAP receptor activity.